AUGUUCUCAUCCAGGUGUUACAAUCUACAGCAUGCUGACAUAUCACACGUAGUUCUGAAUAGCACCCAGUAUGGUGUUGCUACCAUUUGGCUGGUGGCCACUGUUGGCAAAAAUAACCAGAAGAGACUGACCAAGAAGGCCAUCCAAGAGGUCAACGUCCCCAAGGCGUGUGAAAAGAUAUUGGACCCUGGAGCUCCCCUGGCGCUCCGCCUUCAGGGAAACUUGCUCUACGGAGUGUCGCGUGUUUUCGCCCAGCAGUGCUCCUAUGUUCUCACAGAUGCCGAAAAGACACAGUCUGAUAUGGUGACCUUUUUCCGCGUCAUUCGGACAAGUGAGAUUGAUCCACGGGCUGGCAAGACAAAGCGCCAGAAUAUCGUGUUGGAAGAUGACCCCGGCUUCGACCCAUUGGCUGCACUUCCCAACCUUGACCUUCUUCGAUGGGAUAGAGAUCUAGUCCUACUUCCCAGCCAGGGUUCGGCUAGCAAGUUCUCCCAGAUGACACCGCUCGGCACUGCUAGCCAAGGCAGUUCUUCGCCACGCCACCCCUCUGCACUGAUCAACCUACAGCUGCCGCCCUCGUCGCAGUCUGCCGCAAGCUGCCGCAUACCUUCAGAUUUUGGCAAUCUCAGCCCUUUGUUUGGUCGAUCAAUUCAUCACACAGACAAUAUGGGUGAAUUCCAACCCUUUGGUGAUGAUGAAUUCCCAUCCAUUUCGGGAAUCGGUUUCGAUUUCGACGCAGAUGGCAACCUCAUCAGCAUCCUUGACCAAGAGCCAGAGCUACCACCUCUGCCUGUUCAAGUUCAAGUAAGCCCUGUAGUUGGUCUUGGAUUACAACGUAUAACCAAAGAGGCGCGAGAGGCUCAGCCACAAGUAGCCGAAACAGCAACGGCAGAGUCUGGCCAAGCAUCUACUAGGAUGGCCAGAUCCCGUCGAAUAAAUCCGCAUACGAUGGUUGACACAAGAAUCACGCUUCAUAGGCAAGUCAUCAAGGACUGGGAACCAAACUAUGCUGCAAACAUGGCCUCUGUUCUCGGACAGCAGCAGAAAUCGACUACUACCAAAGGCCAGGCGAAAAAGAAUGCAAUGGCGCUUCUCUAUGACUAUGGCAUCGCUCAUGUUGGAGCAUACCAGAACGCAGCAGGCUUAGUUCACCCCUUGGCGGCCGAUUUUGUUGGCAUCUCGUUGAAGGCUCGCCUUCAGGGUCGAGAGCCAGAGGAAAUCGAGCAAUCCGAGCCCAAAAAGCGAGGUCGACGCCGAAAGUCGGAUGAGGCAUUUGAGGACGAGCAAAACGCUGAAGAGCGAAACAUGAAGCAGCGAGUGGAUGAAGAAGUUGAGCUUGGGCGAGGCGAAAACCGCGACAUUCACGACGACGCAUACAUCAUGUUCAGUGAUCAUUCUAUUCCUGAAAUUGGAAUGGAUGCGGCACCACCAAUGGAAGAUCGUCACUCUUCGUCUAUGAUGCCAUGGAGCAGACCUGGCUCCGCCGUCCCAGGCUCAUCUGUUCGAGGAAGCGCGCAGAAGUCAAAAGUUACUCCAAGCCCAUUGUUUAAUCGUGGAAGCGCACUGGGCAUGAUUGACCGCCAUAGUGACCCUGCCGAGCCACUCUUUGGAAUGGACGACUUUGGUUCUCACGACUCACCUUUCCAGCUCGGCGGACCAGUUGGUCCCCUGGACUUUGAUCAAGACAACACUCAGGUUUCAACUCAAGGUCUUGAUGUGAACAGCCAAAAUUUCCUGGAAUAUGUCACGGAACAGGCUGCAAAGACGGGCGUCAUCCAUGAUCGGGAUCCGAAAGGUCGUCGGUGGAUCAAGUUUGAGGAGCUGGCUGAGACUGGCACCCACUCUAAAGCGGUUGCCGCUCAGGCUUUCCUCCACGUACUGUCUCUGGCGACAAAGAAGAUCAUAUCAGUUCAGCAAGAAGGCGCGGCAGCUAUGGAGCCUUUUGGAACUAUUCGAAUCGGAAUCAAUGCCUCCAUCAGCGCUGAAAUGCAGGACGCAGAAAUGGAGUCUGAGGAUGAGCUUGCUUAA
Messenger RNA from Trichoderma harzianum CBS 226.95, 2028 nucleotides. RefSeq lists its product as hypothetical. NCBI's taxonomy places the organism in Eukaryota, Fungi, Ascomycota, Sordariomycetes, Hypocreales, Hypocreaceae. The transcript is spliced from 4 exons. Gene Ontology annotation, molecular function: chromatin binding; protein binding. Gene Ontology annotation, biological process: replication-born double-strand break repair via sister chromatid exchange; mitotic sister chromatid cohesion; synaptonemal complex assembly. The record is from RefSeq and is a predicted model, not a curated record. Bases 1 to 2028 code for a protein of 675 amino acids. Gene Ontology annotation, cellular component: synaptonemal complex; cohesin complex.